GUCGUUUUGGAUAGUUGACUGACUAUGAGGGAAACGCCCAGACAAGUGCGCCAAAGCGGAGCAGCUGAUUUUUAAAAAAAAGUGUUCCGACCUUUAACCCAUUGUUUCCCGGGGGGCCUUUAGUUUUCGUCAACCGGUUUCUGUUUCCUCACUGAGAAUCAGCACGUGGCUGGCGGCUCUUCGCUUACUCAUCAGGGAAAACCCAACUUCCGCGUGCAGAGCUGACAGACGGACCUGCGCCGCGCGGGCGAGGGACUCACCUCACCUGAGCGUCAGGUGGACGGAAGCUCCGCUGCUUGGGAUACUCCACCCGAACCGGGAUCUGCGGAGAUGAGCGCUGGGUGGGCUUAUGGUCUUCACCGUCUUCUGAAAGUUUGAAAUUCAGGUGAAACCCUGGCAAUGCUGCAUAGUAGCGACUCCCAUCCAGAGGCCCAACUGGACUUCUUCCACAAGCUGGGCUACUCCACCGCUCAGGUGCACGCCGUCCAGCAGAAGUUUGGCCCUGACACAGACAGGGACAAGGUCCUGGGGGAGCUGGUCCAAAGCAGAGCCGGACAGAAGCAGAGGGCCGUGACCACCCUGUGCGCGCUGGUGUCCAGAGGGGACACGCAGAAUGUGGGGCCCGCCCUGCAGCUGCCCGUCCCUGACUGCUCCAUGGAGGGCAGGGAGCAGGGCAGCCAGGACACCCUGAGGGCUGUGGUCAUUGACGGCAGUAAUGUGGCCAUGAGCCACGGGAACAAGGAAGUGUUUUCCUGUCUGGGAAUCCAGCUGGCGGUGAACUUUUUUCUGGACCGAGGCCACAAGGACAUCACUGUUUUUGUGCCAUCCUGGAGAAAAGAGCAGCCGAGACCGGACGUCCCCAUCACAGAUCAGCACAUUCUGCGAGACCUGGAGAGGAAGAAGAUUCUGGUGUUCACUCCAUCCCGCCGGGUUGCAGGCAAGCGUGUCGUCUGCAAUGAUGACUGCUUCAUCGUCAAGCAUGCCUUUGAGUCCGACGGCAUCAUGGUCUCCAACGACAUGUAUCGAGACCUGCAGGCUGAGAAGCCCGAGUGGAAGCGCUUCAUCGAGGAGAGGCUGCUCAUGUAUUCCUUCGUCAACAACAAGUUUAUGCCUCCUGAUGACCCACUGGGCCGCCACGGACCAAACCUGGAGAAUUUUCUGCGCAAGUUCCCAAAAGCGAAGAAAAAACAGCCGUGUCCCUAUGGGAAGAAAUGUACCUAUGGGGUUAAGUGUAAAUUCCACCAUUCUGAGCGAGCAAAACACUCCAACCGCACAGUGGCAGAUGAGCUACGGGACUCUGCCAAGCCCUCGUCCUCCUCCCAGAACCCAGUGUCGGGCCACUACGGAUCCGCUCCAGGACCCAGUUUCACUUUGGAGGAGGACAUGGCUCUAAAACUGAGUCUGGGAAACGAAAACGGAUCCUUAAAGAAAAGCAGCCAAUCAAAGGCGAGUCAUCGCUCAGGCAGAAAGUCCUCAUCAAGGAGGGAGAAGUUGGUCCAGCAGUCUGAUAGGACUUCAACGCCACAUGGUGCCUCUCAGGACCAGCUGGACUCUGGUUUGGGCUCUAUAGACAGUCAAACCUCCGAGGCAAUGUGGAGUGAUCAGUUCCCACAUACAAGCUGUCAGUGCAGGGGCGCCGUGGCCCACCAAUACCUCCCUCCCAAAGUGUAUCCUUGCAGCUGCUGUUCAGUAGACCCAUCUCUUCACAGUCCAUCUUUCCAGCCUCACAGCAUCAGGAGCCACACCACAGACGCUCCCUACAGCGCCCCCCACAACUGCCCCAGCAUGUACCUGCUCAGCAGACCUGCAUGCAGUCAGCCAGCCGAGUUCCAGAACAUAAGAGUCCAUUCUCGCCAGCAAUCCCAUUGGUUGGACCCGAUUUCCAGUCAGCCGGAGGAGCGCCAGUUCCCCCCACCGGAACCAAACAAGGGGGAGAGGGACAUUGUGCGGAAGAAGCUGCUCGCCAUCUUCAGUGCCCAGCUGGUGGACACUGCUAUGGAGGCGUUCCCUCAGCUGCUGGACCCGCAGCAGCUGGUGAGGGAGAUCCUCCUGCUGCAGAGUCAGGGCCGCUCGUUCAGAUGAGCCUGGUCCAGCCUGAACCCGUCUCUCAGUGGAGAGACCCAAAACCAGCAUGAGUUUGAGUAUCGUGGUAUCCACCAUGCCGACAUUCGCCUGGCAGUUGAUGCAAAUUGUGUCUUUAUUUCAAAUAUGAGAUAAACGUUAAUCUCACUCUGGUGCAGUCCAGCUCUCACUGCAGAAACAUUAAGCUACGUACACACCGGGCAUGUGCUGUGAGUUCAAGAAUGCCUCGUUUGCAUAUGGCGUUCACUCUGGACCACAUAACAGCACAUGUACUCACAGUUGGAAGAGGCUCCAGGCUUUUUCUUUCACAGCUCCAUUCUGAGAUACGAAAGACUUGGUGUCACACAAUUCUGUCUGGGCACAAACUGUAAAUUUUAAUUUCUCCUUGAUCAAUUUUCAAAUUGCCAAAUCCAAGUCAAAGUUCAACUAGUUGAACUUUUUAACUCCCGUGUCUUUUACUGAGAGCUCGAGAACAUACUUAAAAUCUUAUAUAGUGAUGUGUGAACCUGAAGUUUUGAACGCGGCAGCCUUUGCAUAGAAUUCCCAUUGGAAGUGGUCGCUUGAACGCACAUUCCCAAGCCCGGUGUCGAACGUAGCAUUGCAAAGUCAACCAUGUCAGCCAUGAUAGGUUUUUAACCAGACAGGUACAGCUAAUCUCAUCUGUCACAGAGUUACAGACAGAUUUUCUGUCCAUACAGCAGUUGUUACUUUAUUUUAGGGCAGAAGUUGGAGUUUCCUUUUUUUCUGUCACAUUAAACGGAAGAAACUUGAUCGAUUAUAUUUUGAUCUACUUUCAAAGCAUUCCCUGCAUUAAAAAAAAAUUUGAUUGUGACGUUUUUAGCCAAAAUCAAAAAAGCUGUUGUUUUUUGGACAUAGUACUGCAGAGCAGCAGUAAUUCACCUCUGAAUUGUGGGUGGGACCAUUAGUGUGGAGCAACCCUGCCUCCCUUUCUCUCUCCAUGCGGAGCAGAGCAGGCAGCUUUUGACUCAUCCAGCAUACUACCUAUGAAACAAAUAUCUUUUCAAGGUGCUAUUUUUUCAUCUGCAGAUUGAAUAAAGAAAUACUCAGAAAUGCAAAUUUUAGUUUAAUUUUCCCUUUAUAGGUCCAUCAUUAGAAAAUGCUACAAGAACCCUUUAAACCCUGUAAGAGGAUUUAAAUGCUUUCAUGUACUAGAUAUUUUUAUUUAGUGGCUCAUUGACACAAAAAUGACUUUAGCAAGUUAUUACCUAAGGAACAGCCAGUCAAAAAAUAAAAAGCCAGUUUAAAAUCAGGUACAAAGAUUGGACUGAAAGUCUGAAGUUUUACAGUAAGUCAGAAAAAUAAAUAUCAGAUAGAGAAACAUCAUAGAACAUCACAUCUCAGAAGACUUACCUUUGGACUUAAACUUAGCUUAACUUUAAGUCAUGACAAAUCUUAUUCGACUUUUUUGUUAUAUUGACUCCUUGUACAUUUACAGUCUAGGACCUCAGUUUUGACCCUAAACUCAUUGACGCCUCGUCAUGCAGCCGCAUGUUUGUAAAUCAGAAGGUAAAAACUGUUGUAUGCGCUUGAGUAUUAAUGUACAACUGUCUGUUUGUGUCAUAUUGGCGCCAUCUUUGUGUCUUCAUGACCACUUUUAUUAUAAUAUUAAUGUUAGGAACCUGACAGAGAUUUACACGUUUAGCACAGAUAACCCCAUGUGGUAUUGUUCUUGUUCUUGUAUUCAGCUCAGCUGUAUAGCAUCGUUUUUUGAGUAUCUACUUGUACGGACGGCAUAGCCAUCUUUUGUGUUCAAAUAAAGUUGCCAAAUAA
Oryzias latipes (Japanese medaka) is the source of this 3873-nucleotide messenger RNA. It is a transcript of the gene zc3h12ab, whose product is annotated as zinc finger CCCH-type containing 12Ab. The record is from RefSeq and is a predicted model, not a curated record. Lineage: Eukaryota; Metazoa; Chordata; Actinopteri; Beloniformes; Adrianichthyidae. Gene Ontology annotation, cellular component: nucleus; cytoplasmic ribonucleoprotein granule. Gene Ontology annotation, biological process: 3'-UTR-mediated mRNA destabilization. Gene Ontology annotation, molecular function: metal ion binding; RNA endonuclease activity; mRNA binding.